AUGCUAUCCAUACUAGCUAUACUUCAUUCGGUUAAGGAAACGGCGCAGAAGCUGACUCUUCGUAUGGAUUUGUAUGGUGUGGUAGAAAAAUGGACAAUUAUCUCUUAUGCAUGUUCUCCUUGCUCUACGCUUCAUUGUCACACGGAUUCUUCCCUGUUUACGACUUUUGCAUUUCUUUUUUUCCAACAACCACAGACAAAACUUAAAAGUAUCACUCGAAAUAUGGAUUUUUCUCCUGUUUUCCCCAAACAGUUCUGGUCUCGGUACAUCAAUUCAACGCUAUUGGACCCGUCGCAUAGGUAUCUGGCGCUGGUGGACCCGUCGUACCCUCUUCCUCCCAGCACACGCGGUCAUCUCUGGUACAUCUCAAGAAGGAAUGAAUUGUUGAAGGACGAUCCAAAAAAAACAUUUCUUCAAGUCGCCAAGAAGAAAAUCUUCUCAGGCUCAGUUUCUCCUUCGACUUAG
This is a messenger RNA of Necator americanus (New World hookworm), 465 nucleotides long. RefSeq lists its product as uncharacterized. NCBI's taxonomy places the organism in Eukaryota, Metazoa, Nematoda, Chromadorea, Rhabditida, Ancylostomatidae. The transcript has 4 exons. Bases 1 to 465 code for a protein of 154 amino acids. The record is from RefSeq and is a predicted model, not a curated record.